Solea senegalensis (Senegalese sole) is the source of this 592-nucleotide messenger RNA. Its product is annotated as inactive all-trans-retinol 13,14-reductase. The transcript has 2 exons. Lineage: Eukaryota; Metazoa; Chordata; Actinopteri; Pleuronectiformes; Soleidae. The record is from RefSeq and is a predicted model, not a curated record. The coding region runs from base 206 to 592 and encodes 128 amino acids.
CAUAACAAGAGAAACUGGGUCUUUUCACCACUUUAUCUUUAUUAUCGCUCCGAACACGAGGAGAGCUGCGUAUCAAAGUCCUUCCUCUACCUUUGACACUGGACGUAAUAAAAGGAGCCUCAUGAGGACAGCGAUGUUCAGAAGCGCAGUUGCUGCAAACACUGUGCAACACACCAGUGCAACAGAGUGAUCGAUCAUCUCCACAAUGUGGCUCUUGAUUUUCUUAGUCUGGCUGGUUAUAUGGGCCGGCGGCACAUACUGGUAUCUGUUUGGGAAACCGAGCCCCUUCACACUGGAGUCGGUGAGACCUCCUGGACCUCGUGAGUUUGAUCAGAAGAAUCGGGACAAAGUCAUCAAACAAGGUUUCACUCAGGACAAAGUGCCUCAGAAUCUGGAUGUCAUUGUCGUUGGUAGUGGUAUUGGUGGACUGACCGCUGGAGCCACACUGGCCAAAGCAGGGAAGAGAGUCCUGGUGCUGGAGCAGCAUGACCAGGCGGGAGGCUGCUGCCACACCUAUGUCGAGAAAGGCUUUGAAUUCGAUGUUGGUAAGAAGACAUGUGAUGAACUUUAUCUACCUUCUAGAGGAAUCUAA